Messenger RNA from Cryptococcus deneoformans JEC21, 3869 nucleotides. RefSeq lists its product as hypothetical. Lineage: Eukaryota; Fungi; Basidiomycota; Tremellomycetes; Tremellales; Cryptococcaceae. The record is from RefSeq and is a predicted model, not a curated record. The transcript is spliced from 9 exons. Bases 198 to 3737 code for a protein of 1179 amino acids.
UUUCAGCAACUUCCAUAAAGCUGCAGUGUAUCUUGACAUCGCGCUAAAAUCAGCCCCUAAGCACACGCUGUGGAUCACGGUUAACCGCCAAGAAGCGAACAACACAGCUUCUAGGUGAUAAGCCAACCAGACCGAGACGGCUGCCGCCCAGUAUUCGACAUCCGCCACGCCUCAAUCACACUAUCCAAUGCUGCCCAAUGUCAUUUCCCCCCUCAGUGAAUCAUCUUGUCCUACCACGCACCAAGCGGCGCAAUUACAAUACCCACAACAAUCAAACGGAGUACUCGGAGGAUAAUCAGUUUCAAGAUGACGUAGAAGAAGAACGCGAUCAGGUGGACGAUGCUGUUGGUGUUGGCGGUCCGACGGUAGAGUUUGGAAGACAGGGUGGAGUUAGCCUGCAAAGGAAGAGAGGCUCUUGGGGAUGGAUGUGGUCUGUAGAGGACAGGCAAGAUCUCAAAUGGAGAACGGGCAAAGAAGCGAUUCACUUUUUUCCUGCCACUCGAACGCCAGAAAUUGAGUCUGAUCCAGAAAUUUCUCUAAGAGAAGUCAUUAAUUCAUCAGUACAGUACGCUGAAGAUCUUUGCUUACCGUACGAGCGAGAUGGCCUGAGAGAUGUGAUCACCGACAUUCUCAUGGAAGAACAUGCAGCAGGCCCAUCAGGAACAUCAAAGCAACCCGCCGGACCUUUGCGCAAACUAGAGGAAGACGCAUUCGAUGAAACGCAAAUAUAUCAGGGAUCAAUUGUUGCGGUCAUUCAGAACAGUCGAGGCAAGAGUGCGAGGACAUUUGUGGCAUUCCCGACAGGAGAAGUUGGGCAUCACCUGAAUAUAGCACCCUUUUUGGCGACAUCCACAACAAGGGUAGAUAAAAGGAGUAGAUUUCGCUUUACACCGACAGUAAAGCCUAUCGACAGGUUUCCCACUUCUAUCCUGCAAAUAUGCUCAUCGCCUAUGAUAUCUCCCUUUAGAAUAGAUCACGACGCGACGGCCCUCCUGGUCAGAACCCGCACUACAACCCAUCUCCUCAACCUUCACCCUUCCUUGACCCCAUUCUCACCUUAUAUUACUUCAACUCGCAUUGCCGAGCUCUCUUUUUCUGACACUGAGGAUCGACGGCAUGUGGAUGUUGUUCUCGAUCCGGCAACCUGGUCAAGGGCUCUGGUGGUUGAUGAAGGUGGAGGCAUAUGGAUGUGGUGGGAGGACAAAGAAAUUAGAGGAGGAAGGCUGGAGAAGGUCAUGAACCUGAGGAAAAUUAGAGACAAAAUAACGGACGAUAAAGAUCAGUUCUUCCGUAUAUCCUUUGGCACGCAGCCAGGGACUGCUCUCGUACUCUCCUCACGUGAAGCCACAUUGAUAGAUAUUGACAAUCACGAUCAUCCGGCAACCUCUUUAAUCACGCUUUCGGGCUUCAACCGCCGAUUCACCUUUCUUGAAAAAACAGCUCUUGAGCGUGACUCCCGUUAUACCACCAUUUGCACCACGCAUGAAGUGUUCUGGCUUGAUGAGACGGGUAAAGGGGUACCAGCUCUGGGUUUUAGGCAUGAAUAUGGGGUAACGGACAUUGAAGCUAUCAUCUUCCCUGGGCAAGGCAAAGAUCAAAUGACGACCUUGCUCUAUUCCCCAUCGCACCCCUUCAUCACAGCUUUGGCAACACCCAAAUCUGACCCUGUUCGAUUCCUCACCCCACCUUACGCCCUCGGUCUCCCCUUACAUAGGGAUAUGACUCUUAAAGAGCUCAGCUACCUCUCACUCAACAGCAAUCGGCACCCACCAUCCCUGAUAGCAUUGGAUCAGGAAGGAGGCUUAUGGUGCAUACCCCUCAUAUCCUCGCGUAACACCCGUUUCGGUGCAAUUGAUUCAGCCGAAGGGAGAGAGGGGCAAAAGCAAAAGCAAGAAAUUAUUCCGAUAAGCGCACAGUGGGAUGACGAGGUUAGCUCUCUAGCGGCAAAAAGGGAAGACAGGGAAGAACUCGGUGUUGGCGAUGGAUGGCUUGAAAAAGCCCAGGUGGCGUACAAGGAAAUAGAUUUACGAUGGGUUUGGUUGGCUAUCAACGAGCAGGACAUCAAAAUCUUUUCGCCCGAGCCGUCAGUGGCGUCCUUGAGUGACACCGAGGGGGAAGGAGAAGAAGAGGCAAGUGGGGAACUGAUGACGAGGAAUGAUUGGGUCACUGAUGAUGAAAGAGAAAGCGGAGAACAAGACCUAGAUAAGGAGGGAGGAAGAGAAAAUGUGGGAAACGAGGAAGAAGGGGCUGCAGAUAGUAGUCUCGAAGAACCUGGUCACGAAGGGAGAUAUAGGGAGGGGAGAGGCGCAAUUGAGAGUGACGAAGCUACAGCAAAUGCGGCCAACAUUGCUGCGGAAGAAGUCGAGAAAGAUGAUGAUGACGGGGAUGAGAGUGACUGGGAAGAUGAGGAGGGAGAAGGAGAGGAAGAUCUCAAAAGAAUGCAGUGCCAAGGCGAGAAAACUGAGAGCUGGUUCAGGCCAGAGGAGUUCGCACAGUAUCUCAGAGAGUUAGAGGCACCCAUGGAUGGCCUGGUCACUGGAAGUGAACUUGCUUUAGACAUGUGCUUUCCCUCGGCCUCCUCUUUAGACGAGGAGCAGGUCAGGAGAUGGGACGACGUUGAAGAGGAUGCUCCACUCCAAACCCUCACUAUCCACCCUUACGCUAUUCGCUCAACUCUUGAGGGCAUGGACGAAUUGGUCUUGUCCAAAUUUGUGCCCAUCAUUCACACUCUGCAUAGCGGAUUCCCCAGCUUCACUGAAUCUCGUCCUCUUCUCCCUCUUCCUUAUCAAAGACCUUUUCAACUGUACCGGUUCUUCCUCGAUUCUUUUCCGCCAUCUUCACUACGGGACAAUCUCUCUGCUGCUCAGUUAGCUCUCAACUUAUAUCUAUCGACUUUAAUCUUCUCCCCUUCGGAUUACCUGCCUUUGGCUCCAGCAGCGCAUGAUCGAUUGAUUGAUGCUGCGGCGGAAGAAGAGCAGCAAGGAGAUGAGGUUGAACUUUUUGUACAGGCUACAAGCCAGUUAUCGCUCAACGAUCCUGCACCACCUCUUAUCGAAUUCAAUGUUGUCAAACCCACGCUUGCACCUGUCCGACCCCUGUACAAGAGUCUGAACGCUGUGGAGAGCGGAUCAGAGUGGGAAGAUGUCGUUGAGGGUGAUGAGAAAGGAAAGGAGGAAAAGAGGAUGGAAAGACUGCAAACACAUAUAGCGAGGACGUUGAUUGAUGAUUGGAAGCUGGGGCAGGACCUGACUUAUUGGACGUGGACACCGAUGGGAUUGGAGGAUACUCAAUGGGACCCCGAGCGUGCUACAGACCCUACACGGGGCGACGCACCACAGCCCAUGGACGGAGUAUCCAGCAUGCAAAAGGAAAGUGAUAGACGCAUCCGACCUCUUCCCGGCUCUCGUUCACACCCGUCAUUAUCUCUUUCCCAGCCGCGAUCCCGAGUGCAGCCAGCUUCACCUCCACGUACAUCUCGUUCUCACCCUUUCUCCCAUCUCAUCCCUCCUUCUCUCUCGACUUCGCACAGUAUGCCAUCCAUUCCCUCGCUCGUCCAAGGUCCAAGAUCAUCACCCCCACCAACCAUGUCGCAGAUGGGAAUUGUCACCUCCAGUCAGCCGGAAGGGGAGAACCAGAAUCAGGAAAUGGGUUGGGCAAGUACACAGGUGGAGCGAGGGAAGUUUGGAGGGAAACUGGAGAAGAAGAAGAAAAACAAGAAGCGUUUGGGUGGAUUCUAAUAAAGCAUGCCCGAUUCAACCGUUAAAAUACAAUAUCAUCUGCAUAUGCCGCUGUGCAUGGUAUCAUUCUUAUAGAUUCUUUAGAAAUAACAUUUGCACACUUUAUCACAACAGACUUAGCAUGGAUAUUGG